This is a messenger RNA of Kwoniella botswanensis, 942 nucleotides long. RefSeq lists its product as uncharacterized. Gene Ontology annotation, cellular component: cytosolic large ribosomal subunit. The transcript has 3 exons. Gene Ontology annotation, biological process: ribosomal large subunit assembly; cytoplasmic translation; ribosome biogenesis. Gene Ontology annotation, molecular function: structural constituent of ribosome; large ribosomal subunit rRNA binding. Lineage: Eukaryota; Fungi; Basidiomycota; Tremellomycetes; Tremellales; Cryptococcaceae. The record is from RefSeq and is a predicted model, not a curated record. Bases 1 to 942 code for a protein of 313 amino acids.
AUGGGUGCUACUCGAGCCAACAAGGAAAUCUACUUUGAGAAGUUGAGAGCUCUUAUCGAGCAAUACCCCUCAAUCUUCGUUGUCAACAUCGACAAUGUAUCUUCUCAACAACUCCACAUGAUCCGACAAUCCCUCCGAGGACGAGCUGUCGUCUUGAUGGGAAAGAACACCAUGGUCCGAAGAGCUAUCCGAGGAUUACUCGCAGAAUUCCCUCAAUUCGAAAAGCUCAUGCCCUACAUCAAAGGAAACGUCGGUUUCGUCUUCACCAGUGAAGAUCUCAAGGAAAUCCGAGAAGUGAUCCUUGCCAACAAGGUCGCUGCUCCUGCCAGAGCCGGUGCCAUCGCUCCCAACGACGUGUACGUCCCAGCCGGUAACACCGGUAUGGAACCCGGAAAGACCUCUUUCUUCCAAGCUUUGGGUAUCCCCACCAAGAUUGCCAGAGGUACCAUUGAAAUCGUCAACGACGUUCAGGUCGUAGCUGCCGGUACCAAAGUCGGAUCUUCCGAAACCGCCUUGUUGAACAUGUUGAACAUCUCUCCUUUCACCUACGGUUUGACCGUUGUUCAAGUUUACGACAACGGUGCUGUCUUCGCUUCCUCCGUUUUGGACAUUGAGGAGAAGACCCUCAUCGACGGUUUCGUAUCUGGUAUCAAGACCAUCGCCGCCAUCUCCCUCGCUACCAACUACCCCACCAUUGCCUCCGUCAUGCACUCCUUGGUCAACUCUUACAAGAACAUCCUCAACGUCUCGCUCGCUACCGACUACGAGUUCGAGGGUUCCGCUAAGAUCAAGGAAUACCUUGCCAACCCCGAAGCCUUCGCUGCUGCUGCCCCUGCCGCCGCUGCCACCGAGUCAGCCGCUGCUGAAGCCGCUCCCGCCGCCGCCAAGGAAGAGGAGAAGGAGGAAUCCGAUGAUGACAUGGGUUUCGGUCUUUUCGACUAA